AUGUCGUCGGGGCCCACGCCUCCUCUGCAGAAGCCUCCAGGGUACCAGGACCCCAACAACCCUGCCGGCCGGGCCCCACCACGGCGUCCCGGAAACGUGCCGCCGUCGUUCGGCACAAAACGCCGCCGCUCAUUUUGCCGGACUUACUACUGCUGGUGUUGCAUUGUCUCCAUGCUCCUUUUUAUCCUCCUCAUCUCCAUCUCGGCAUUCUUUUAUGCUUUUUACCAUCCCCAACUCCCCGAAAUCCACGUGGCGUCGAUGAAGAUAACAAGGUUCGACGUGCAAUCCUCGGCGGACGGGGCAAUCUUGAACUCGGAAUCCUCUAUUAGGGUUGAGAUCAAAAACCCUAAUUCCAAUUUAGAAAUCAAGUAUAAUAGAACUAGCAUUUUGAUUAGAGCGGACGAUGGGGGCGUGAAUUUGGGGAAAUCGGUGGUGCCCGGAUUCAUCCAAGCCGCAAAUAAUGUGACGAGUAUGGAUAUCAAGGUGAAGGCGAAGCAAGUUGUGGCGAAUGAGGUGGCAGAAAGAAUGAAAACGGAAUAUCAGAGCAAGAACUUGAAAGUGAGUGUGGAGUUGGAUGGUGGGGUUGGGGUUAAGGGGGCCGGGUGGUCGACUUCCCCGGUUUUGAUGAAUGUUGCUUGCCGAGGGGUUCGGCUAAGUGAGCUACAAGAUAGUGCCGGAAGUAAUCCUAAAUGUCAGAUUACAGUAUUCGACUGGGUCCGUGUACAUUGA
Andrographis paniculata is the source of this 729-nucleotide messenger RNA. Its product is annotated as NDR1/HIN1-like protein 13. Gene Ontology annotation, cellular component: plasma membrane. NCBI's taxonomy places the organism in Eukaryota, Viridiplantae, Streptophyta, Magnoliopsida, Lamiales, Acanthaceae. The transcript is spliced from 2 exons. Bases 1 to 729 code for a protein of 242 amino acids. The record is from RefSeq and is a predicted model, not a curated record.